Molecule: messenger RNA, 1194 nt
Organism: Protobothrops mucrosquamatus (brown spotted pit viper)
Lineage: Eukaryota; Metazoa; Chordata; Lepidosauria; Squamata; Viperidae
Gene: RIPK3
Product: receptor interacting serine/threonine kinase 3
Exons: 8
Coding region: 7-1194 (395 amino acids)
Biological process (GO): protein phosphorylation
Molecular function (GO): JUN kinase kinase kinase activity; ATP binding
Source: RefSeq, a predicted model, not a curated record
AGAAGAAUGGCUGUUACCAAUGAAUUCUAUGAGCAGAUCAGUGAGGAGCACCUGAAGAACUUCUUCUUCAUUGGUCGAGGAGCUUUUGGGGACAUUUUCCGAGCUCGGCACAAAGAGUGGGGGACCGAUGUUGCAAUCAAGUUUCUGAACCGGAACGCUUCCUUCACUCGAGAGGAACUCUUGAAUGAAGCCCGUGCCAUGGACAAAGCCCGCUUCACCUACAUCCUACGACUCUUUGGCCUCUUCGUAGGCAAAAUACAGACAGAUGCUACCUUGGUGUCAGCCAUAGCGCCCAGUUUGGGCUUGGUGAUGGAAUACAUGGAGAACGGCAACUUGUCCCAGUUAAUGUGUCAGGUCCCCACCAUGCCUUGGGCCCUGCGUUUCCGCAUUCUGUAUGAGGUAGCCCUGGGGAUGAAUUUCUUGCACAAUCUCAGUCCUCCAUUGUUACAUCUGGAUCUUAAGCCUAGCAAUGUCUUACUUGAUGGGGAACUGCAUGUCCGGGUGUCGGAUUUUGGUUUAUCCAAGUUCAGGCGAGGAACUACUCAGCAAUAUAACCCCAGUUCUGGGGAAGAGGGCACCUAUGGUGGGACCCUGGAGUUCAUGCCUCCUGAAUCCUUUUCUGAUUUCAAUUACAAGCCAGCCCGCAGCACGGAUGUCUACAGUUAUGGCAUCCUGAUGUGGUCAGUGUUAAGCAGUCAAGAACCUUACCACAAUCUCCACCAUGCCAACAUGAGUUCCAUGAUCAAGAUGCAUAUCCCCCGAGGUCAAAGGCCACGGACGGAAGAUCUGGAGAAGCAGGUCGAUCAAGUGUUUAAGCUGGGAAACUUGAUUGAUCUCAUGAGAAGAUGUUGGUCUAAUGAGAAGGGCCAAAGGCCGAGCUUCUGGGACUGCAGCAAAGAAAUGGAAGAUGUGCAUUGCUGUUACAAGUGGAAAAUUACGCCUGCUGUUCGUGAAGUCCAAGAUAUUUUGAUGCAGAAAGAGAAUUCUUCUAUAACAGAAGCCAAGGUCCCUCCCGGUCUGAGUUCCAAGGGAGCCAGUCUUACCCCUUUGAGAUCCGAGGAAUACCGAGCAUUCUCUCCUUCCUGUGGUUUGGAAGAACGUUUUAAAACUUUCCACCUAGAAGAAAUGUCACCCGUGCAAAAUGGCAAGUGCAAUGUGAAAGGGGCCUUCCUGAAUUGGAAUGACAAGAAGUGA